CUAGUCAUCUGCCAGCGCUGUUAUUUUGCAGAGACGUCACUUGGGGACUGGAAGUGACAGUUACCGAGCAGCAGGCGGAGGAGCGCCGUCCAUGUAAACACCAGGAGUGGGGGUCCCCAGGGCCUGCCUCCGCUUCAGCGAAAAAAUGUCUGGAAAUUCAAGUGAUAGUGAGUCGUCCUGCGGAUGGACCAUUAUCAACCACGAGGGCUCGGAUAUAGAAACCCUACAGACUGAAACCGAACCAUGUUCAGGACCCAGCGCAGCAUUUGUGCAGCCAGAUUCGGCAGGUGAUUUGGCAGAUGUCUCCAGCAGUGAGGUUACUAUGUCAGCUGUGGAAAACCUUCACUCCACCUCAGAAGAGCACCAGGGAGCCACGGAGCUUUUGUCUUCUUACAGCUCCGGCACAAAACCAGACGGCUCCCCUGUACAUGCUGAACGUCAUGAUGAGGAGGGCGCCUUGGGUGAGGAUAGUCAUUGUGAGGCCAUUAGUGAUGACUCUGACAUUGUCACCUUGGAAACUCCCAAAGUGGAUGAAGUUGGACCCGAGGAGGAGGUUCCAGACGAUUUGUGUGGAAACACAGAUCUAAACAUGAGCUUUUCUUCUAGUAGCCAGUACACAUUCAGCCAGACAGAAGCUGUUUUUCCAUCCCAUCCCAGUGAAGAAGACUCAAGUAACGAUGAAGCAAGUGACGAUUCUGUUCCUAUUCUGAGACGCCGACGUUCUAAGAAAUCAAUGACAUCUGCAUCAGAGUGUGAGAAUAGGACACCUGUCGAGCAACCUCUUGCUCCGGCUCCUGCUCCAAAAACAUUGGGGUGGAUGAAUAGCAGCUUAAACAAGUGCAUUAUCCUCGCUCUAGUUAUAGCCAUGAGCAUGGGCUUUGGACAUUUUUAUGGUACUAUUCAGAUAUUGGAACAGCAUAAACAUGUGGAAAAAAUCCAUGAGAGUGAACUUAAUGAAAUGAAGGAUGAUCUGAUUCAGUGUCAAAGGGACCAAGAAGCCACAAUUGAACAGAAGGAGGAACCGCUUUCAGAAGACCUUAAAGAGGGACAAGAUAUAGUACUAUCACUUGAAGACCUAAUGGACAAAAUCACCAAAGAAAACCAUGUACUUAAACAAAAGCACGACGACUUAAAGUUAGAGGCGAAUGACCUUGUAACUGGCCUAAAAACUACUGAGGUUCAAAAUAAAAACCUUGAACUGGAAAACCAACAUCUAAGAGAGUCUUUGGAGAAAGAGGAACAAGCUUUAUCUUUACUAAAAGAGGAGCUCAGGAAACUAAGAGAGCAGAUCAGAAAACUUGAUGAGAACGGAAGGCGUGAGAUUGUGCUGUUAGAGAAUCAAAAGCUAAAAGAACACCUGAAAGAGGAAAGGCAAAAGGUCCGUAGUUUCCGAACACAGAAGGAGACCCUCUUAAAUGAGGCCCAGCUGCUAAGAAAAGAGUUGGAUAAUGAGCGAAGAAUUACUGACUCUCUGAAGGUGGAACUUGAGGAAAUAAGUAGGAGGAGAUCGUCCACAGCGUCCUUCGAAAGCAACCAUGAGAUAGAACAUUUGAAGGACCGGCUCCUUGAGUUGGAAAAAAACCUCAAUUUUGAACAACAGAGGUCAGAUUUGUGGGAAAGACUGUACGUUGAAACCAAGGAACAAAAUGAGAAACUGGAAUCUAAGGAGGGAAAAUCAAAAGGCAAACCUAAAAAGAAGGCAAAGGAUACAUUAUUUAGUUCAGUAAAAGAUACUUUUGAUGCCAUGAAGAAUUCUACCAAGGAGUUUGUGAGACAUCACAAGGAAAAGAUCAAACAAGCAAAAGAAGCUGUAAAGGAGAAUUUUAAGAAGUUCUCAGAUUCUGUGAAAAAUACUUUCAGGCACUUUAAAGACACCACCAGAGGUAUGUUUGAUAGAAAUCGCAGGAAACAUGCAGAAAGAGAAGAAACCAAGGGAGCUCGCACAGUGCGACGCAGGUACAAACAUGAUGCUGAGAAGAUGUAUCCUAACAAGGCAACAGCCAGUCGCCAUGAAUAUGAAGAUGACCAAAGCAGUGAGCAGUUUGAAGGUACAGCUGCCUGGAAAUCAAAUGGUGAGGAGAAGCUCAAUAACAACCCCAAUAAAAAGGGCUGCUCGGGAGUGUAUGACUGUGCCCACCAGGAGUCCAUCAGCCUCUUCAACAAAGUUCUGGACCCUGUGAGAGUUGAAGAGUUCAAUGACUUGAUGCAAGUAUAUUUACAGGAACAAGUAAAUAAUUUCCAACACUGGGAAGAGCUAGAACAGUUCAUUAAUAGAUUUUUUCUGAAUGGUGUUUUCAUUCAUGAUCAGAUGCUUUUCACCGAUUUUGUGAAAAAUGUUGAGGAUUACCUUGAAGACAUGAAGGAGUAUCAGACCAACACUGGAGGAGUGUUUGAAGAUCUGGAUGAGUUUGUGUACAGACAUUACUUUGGUAAUACAUAUUCUACACCGUAUGGACCAAGAAAACAGGAAAGAACUCCUUACAAGAACACAGAAAAUAAAAAUCACAGAAAGGAAGAAGAGAAGCAUCAGGCACGUUAUAAAACAGAAGGUAAAUGGAACAAGCAUGGGCGUGCCAACGGAAGACAGAUGGCAAAUGUUGAAAUAGAAUUAGGGCAGCUGCCCUUUGAUCCUAAAUAUUGAUCAGCAUGGAUCACUUUAAAUCUUAAAGGCAUAGCUAUAUGAUUGGAGUCAGGAUAAGUACCAUGUGCUCGGCAAAUACUGGUGUAAGCGCGGUAGUCACAGACGUCUUAUCUUGGCGCUAAGUGUCGGUCUUCUCUGUUGUGCAAUCUUUUUGAGCUUUGCUAAUGUUUAAUUUUGUAUCGUACUGAUUACUUUUCAUUUGCUUGCAUGUUUUAAUGUCAUCUCUGAUCUCCGAAUCACAAGUUACCACGUCUGAUGUUUCUUGUGCCAUUAUAUGUGGUCACCUUCUAACGAGAUGCUGGUUACUCUUUUACACAUUCUUACUUCUCUUUGGCAAAACCUUGUUCUCUCAUUAUUUGUAAGAUAAUAGAGACUAAAUUAAAAAAAUGAACUUUUAUUUAAAA
Messenger RNA from Bufo gargarizans (Asiatic toad), 3045 nucleotides. It is a transcript of the gene CCPG1, whose product is annotated as cell cycle progression 1. The record is from RefSeq and is a predicted model, not a curated record. The coding region runs from base 146 to 2641 and encodes 831 amino acids. Gene Ontology annotation, cellular component: membrane. The transcript has 10 exons. NCBI's taxonomy places the organism in Eukaryota, Metazoa, Chordata, Amphibia, Anura, Bufonidae.